CCCAAUUCACCACGGCUGAGGACCGAGCGCGCGCUCUCCAGCUUUUCACAAUCCUGCCACUAACUUUGCGGAAUGUCAUUUUACUUAUUGCGUAUUUUUUCGGCGAGUUGUUUUUAAAGAAUACAUUUGAAGGAUAUCCUCACUGUGUGUUUAUACUACAGCUCUUUACCGACAGGGUAUUACUACUUGUACGCGUUGAACGCUAUCAGUGGUCACUUUUUAGUCAAAGAAACCUCUAAACUGAGCUGCUUUCUUUCUCCGAGCACAGCACAUGCUAUUUAGUCCUAACGCUUGGUCUUGUAUAUCAUUUAUAACUAAGCUGUGUGUGUUUUUACAGAGCACUCUUUUAGUGGGGCAAGAGUUUGUUGUUUUUAAACGAAGUCGUUUUUCUUUCUCUGGAUGGCAAUCCGUCUGUUUUCCAUGUGAGAAUCUGUAGCGAUAACCAACGCCUUUGCUGUGAGCCAUAAAGCGUGUGGUGUUGAGCACAAACACCAUCAAGCAGAGACAGCUCUGUGCGCCAUCACUUCUGGGGUUUGUUUGGUUUUUUUUUUUGGUCUAGCGUCGUUUCGGUUGUUUGUUGUUUAAAUCAACAAACGGUUUAUAGGUGAAGAUGGGUUGCACCCUAAGCGCUGAGGACAAAGCCGCGAUAGAGAGGAGCAAAAUAAUCGAUAGGAACCUGCGGGAAGACGGAGAGAAAGCGUCCAGAGAAGUCAAACUGCUGCUACUGGGUGCUGGUGAAUCAGGAAAAAGCACGAUAGUUAAGCAGAUGAAGAUCAUUCAUGAAGAUGGCUACUCAGAAGAGGAGUGCAAGCAGUACAAGGUCGUGGUGUACAGCAACACGAUCCAGUCAAUCAUUGCCAUCAUCAGAGCUAUGGGCCGUUUAAAGAUUGACUUUGGUGACCCAGCAAGAGCUGUGAGUGUCUCUUUUAUUCAUAAAAAAUUGUUGGCCGCACAAGGUGUAUUGCUUUUUGACAACGUGUUUGGUUUCCAGGACGACGCCCGGCAGUUGUUUGUGCUGGCUGGGACAGCGGAAGAAGGGGUUAUGACCCCUGAGUUGGCUGGGGUCAUCUGCAGGCUGUGGAGGGACAACGGAGUCCAGAGCUGCUUUGUCAGGUCCAGAGAGUAUCAGCUCAAUGACUCGGCUUCCUAUUAUCUGAAUGAUCUGGAGAGGAUAUCCCAACAGAGCUACAUGCCCACACAGCAAGAUGUGCUAAGGACUCGCGUCAAGACCACAGGCAUUGUGGAAACUCACUUUACCUUUAAAGAGCUCUACUUCAAGAUGUUUGAUGUGGGAGGCCAGCGCUCCGAGAGGAAGAAAUGGAUUCACUGCUUCGAGGGUGUCACAGCUAUUAUCUUCUGCGUAGCGCUGAGUGAUUACGACUUAGUGCUGGCUGAGGAUGAGGAGAUGAACCGCAUGCAUGAGAGCAUGAAGCUGUUUGACAGCAUCUGCAACAACAAGUGGUUCACCGACACCUCCAUCAUCCUCUUCCUAAAUAAGAAGGACCUGUUUGAGGAGAAGAUCAAGAAGAGUCCUCUCACUAUCUGUUACCCUGAAUACUCUGGUUCUAACACGUAUGAAGAGGCCGCGGCUUACAUCCAGUGCCAGUUUGAGGAUUUAAACAAGCGAAAGGACACCAAGGAGAUAUAUACACACUUCACCUGUGCCACCGACACCAAGAACGUGCAGUUUGUCUUUGAUGCAGUCACUGACGUCAUCAUCAAGAACAACCUGAUCGAGUGUGGACUCUACUGAAGCAGCAUGUUUGUUUGCCAAGUCAAUGUAGUGGGACUAAGGAGCAAUGCCUCUUGGGAUGGAUCUCAUUGUCGCUGCCUGUAUUGGAUUCCAGUCAGUGGGGGAAAAUGACGAGACUCACAGUGCUGCUACCACACGCUGUACACCGUAGUUCUUACUGUGCAUUUUGGAGAAACUCUUUAACCUUCUUUAUUGGCGGUAUUAUUGUCUGUUUGUCUUUACUUCUCAGACGCAUUAGAGAGAGGUCAAGAUGGAUGAAUGUUUUCUGUCCAUGUUGAAAUUACAGUUCAUUCUAGUUGCCGAAUGACUGAUUGGUCAUUCUUUUGGCUGUUACAGUAAAUAAACUAGUUCUAUGCACACACCAGAAUCCUGAAAGGUUGAGAUGCAUCUUGCCAAAAGAGGAAUUUCUGACUAUCAUCCGCUACAUAACUGUGAUUUCUUCAGUUUCUCUCAUUAGGUUUAUAGGUAAGUUAUUGAUAUUCAGUUUCUUUUGAGUUCUUUAUCUUUAUUUCGGGACCACGGUUUAAUGGAAACAAGACAAAUGAAGGUGUUCACAUAAGUAAAGCAUUUUCACUCAACACACCUGUAGCUGUUUAGUUUCAGAGGUAUAACAUAGAUUGUAGUUGUUUUUAUAACCAAAAAGUGAAUAGUAGCUAAAUACUUCUGCUUAUUUCUUCUAUCCUUCUCUCGCUCUUUUUUUUUAUUUUUUAUGUGAACCACUACAUAACACACUUUUUGCUCAUUACACUUGUGUAUGAAUUAUUAUUGAUUAAAUAAAUUCAUGACUGCAUGCUAAUGGAACUAAUGAGUGGGUCAAGAACAUUUUUGUAAUAAAUGUUGUAGAAAUUGUGAAGUUCCUGCAUGGAGGCUGAAUUUACAUUCACUGCUUGAUAUUCUGAAGGUUUCAUUGCUGGGACAUAAAAAAACAAAAACAAAACAAGUCGAUGGGCGUUAAUCUUUAUGGCAGGUGUACUUACAGUGUGUAAAUAUACGUUUAUUUUUACAUAAAUCUUUAACUUUUUGAAUUAAAUGCUUGUUUUCAAAAAAUAACCUAGAGUGUCUGAAAACUGCAUUAGUGAUCUGUGCUUUUAACAGUGACAGACAAACAAAACAGCUGUUUGUCAGGUUGAUCUGCUUUAGGUCACACAUUUCUACUCUUUAUUUGCAUUUUAAAACAUUUGGAAAUGUUGAACUUUUUGAAGUAGUUUUAACUGUUACCUUACAGAUAAAGUCUAAAAUUUUAAUGUAGCCCAGACUGUAAUAUGUGUAAUUCUUGUUAAGAUCUUAUUAAGGGCUGUUGGAUGUACUAUGUUAAUCCUGUGGAUUUUUGUUUUAUAAAACAAACCAACAUCAUGGACUGCUUUGUAAUUAGUACUGGUUUAAUUAUCUAACAUGUUUCAUCAUGUUACCCAGUUAAGCUUGACUUUUGCAUUGCUACAACACAGUGUUAUGCAGUGUAUAAAAGUAUUAUUAUCCAUAUCCAGCAAUAUGGCUCAUUUUGUACAGGUCGAUUGAUGCCUCUCCUCCUUAUACAACACUAUUUUGUUUCUUGCUUGAAAACAGUUUUUUAAAAUCUUUUUUUUUUUUUUUUGUCUUCUAUUUUCUGUACUGGUUCACUAAUAUCUAUUAAAACACACACAAACUGAA
This is a messenger RNA of Ictalurus punctatus (channel catfish), 3400 nucleotides long. It is a transcript of the gene gnai3, whose product is annotated as guanine nucleotide binding protein (G protein), alpha inhibiting activity polypeptide 3. Gene Ontology annotation, cellular component: heterotrimeric G-protein complex. The transcript has 8 exons. The record is from RefSeq and is a predicted model, not a curated record. Gene Ontology annotation, biological process: adenylate cyclase-modulating G protein-coupled receptor signaling pathway. Lineage: Eukaryota; Metazoa; Chordata; Actinopteri; Siluriformes; Ictaluridae. Bases 611 to 1753 code for a protein of 380 amino acids. Gene Ontology annotation, molecular function: GTPase activity; G-protein beta/gamma-subunit complex binding; G protein-coupled receptor binding.